AUCGACAUCUUGCUCCUUAAACGCGCCAACAGAGAGAGAGGGAAGAAGAGGGCCUCGUUCCACGUUGUCCAUUCACAAAAAUUUGGUGGUUCAGUAGUACUGCGACGUAAUAUUUUUACACAUUCAUUUUUUGUAAACAAAGACGCAAAUAACUAUAACCAUUAAUUAGCAUGGAAUCGUCUGGAAGACUUGGUAAAACAUACAGCUAUGACAGCAUUGAAUCCAUGGCGAACCUCAUCAGAGGAAAGAUUAAUAUCAAGCCUGUCAUUGGAAUCAUCUGUGGGACUGGGCUGGCGGGGCUAGGCGAUCGAGUUGAACACAAGGAGGUGUUUUCCUAUGAAGAUAUACCUGAUUUUCCUGUCAGCACAGUUAAAGGACAUAAGAGUAAGUUUGUGUUUGGAUAUAUUGAGGGAAAGCCGGUGAUGUGUAUGCUUGGAAGAUUCCAUUUUUAUGAGGGGUAUUCCUUAUCAGAGCUGACAGUGUCUAUACGAGUUAUGAGUCUACUCGGCGUCAAGACGUUGUUUGUAACAAAUGCCUCAGGAGGUGUCAACAGAGACUACAAAGUCGGGGACAUGAUGAUCAUUAAGGACCACAUCAAUAUGCCGGGACUUGCUGGCAAUAAUCCACUAACAGGACCAAAUGAGGAAAGAUUUGGAACAAGAUUUCCAGCAAUUUCAAACGCAUACGACCAUGAUCUCAGGAGGUUAGCCCAUGAGGUGGCAACAGAUCUCGGCUAUGCAUCAUUUUUACGUGAGGGUGUAUACUGCAUGGUAGCCGGACCUUCAUUUGAAUCCCCUGCUGAAAUCCGCUUCAUAAACUGUGUUGGAGGGGAUGUAGUCGGUAUGAGCACCUGUCCGGAGGUGAUUGUUGCCAGGCAUUGCGGUUUGAGAGUGUUUGGUCUUUCACUUAUCACCAACAAAUGUAUAAUGUUCGGCGAAGAAACUGAAGACGAAGCAAACCAUGAGGAAGUAUUGCAGAUAGGAGCCAAGCGCAACACAGACAUCCAAGCACUAUUUGAGAAAUUAAUUUCAAAAAUGGAUUAGGAAAGGAAUCUUCUUAAAUGUUAGUCAGCUGUAUCCAUAUGCUCAAUGUUUUAUUAAAGUAUUUAUUUUGGUGCCUUAUAUGUAAAUAUGUAUAAGGAUAUACUGUUUGUGGUGAACUAACAGGAAAAUUAAAAUUAAUACCUAGUAUAUUUAAAUAAGUUAUAUUUUCAUUGUUCCCUUGCCAAAAGAUGCAUAAUAAUACUGUUUUUUAAAUUUAAGCAUCUGUACCAAAAUGUAUUUGGGCAUCUGUUAUUUUUUUGUAUAGAUGCCUAAAUUUAAUUUUUAAGAUUUCCAUAUUUAAACAAUUUUGUAUUGAAUGAAACUGAAUUAAUAUUACCUUAACUUAACCUUUGGCCACAGCCGAGAUGGAGUUCACAUGUCUACUCCAGGUGGUAUGCUAAGAUAUUCUAGGAGUAAGUUGGUGUCCCUUGGUAAGAGGACAACUACCAGGUCUGAAUUGCAAGCUAGUAAUUUAUUUGAUCCUUUUAUAAAUAUACAUUUCUUGAUAUAAUAUAAUGUAUUUCUGCUAUUUCUCAUUGUUUUUGUCAUUCUUGUUAUUGUUAUUAUUAUUGUUAUCAUCAUCAUCACCAUCAUCAUUACGCCAUGUAAUAGUACAGUGUGCGUUUAAUAACAUUACUGUAUUUAAAAAUUUCAUUAUUUAUUUUGGUAAUAAUUAUUUAAAUUUUCCUGACAUACAAAUACUCGUAAAAGACUUCUUAUGAAUAUUUAUAGAAACAGAAUUCAUGUUUGGGUGCAAUAUAUCUGGGUUUUUGUUGUAACAGUAAAAUAUUUCUUGAAAGUUUGCAUGGCAAGAAUCAAUAUCAAAAUCAUUAAUCUUUAACUAAAGUUUAAUGAUUUUAUUAUAAGCUUACUUUUAUUUUAUGAUUUUUAAAUUGGUGUGAUAAUUUGGUGUAAGUUUCUAAUAAAAUGUAUCAUUAUGUGCACUAAUAGAAUUGACUUUACUUGACAUUAUACAAACCUGAACAUCAGUGUAACAUACAGCACAAUUAUUUAGACCUAUAUAUGGUCUUUAAGUUACAAAAAAAGCACAAAAAAAACCCAACAAAACAAAUACAAAAUUCACUAAAGAAAGUUAACAAUGUGAUAUUUAUAUUUUGUACAAGAAUUGUACCUGAAAAAAACUGCUUAUUCCCCAGAUUCGGUGUACCUUUCAUUAUUUAGGUAAUAAAAAAUAUAUACUGUACUGUAUAUAUCAUUUUUUUCCUGGGUAUAAUAUUUAUUUAAUUAUAUUUAUAUUAAGUAUUCACAAAGCAUUGUUUACCAUCAGAAUGUCUUCAUACAGGAAACAUGUGGGCAAAGUGUGGCUUGUGAGCCACAUGCACGCUAAUAGAAAUUUCCUAAGACCCACAAUAAUAUAAUAAAAACAAUUUAAAAAUUAUCUAUUUAUCAUAUUGAGACCAUCUUAGGCAUAUUGAGACAACAACUGCGCAUACUUAUAUGGGGAGCAACACUGCCUCGAUUGGAAAAUUGGUAUACGGAUUCUGCUCUAAAUUCUUCUGGGAAUUAAUGUGGAUUUUUUUUAUUUUGUGGUGAAAUUGACACUGCGCCUUGAGCACCAUUGGUGGAGGUAUGCCCAUUAUAAAUCUUUAUUAUUAUAAUGCACGUUAUAAGUCAGUCAAUCGAUUGAUUGAUUGAUAAAGUCUGCUUCUUGUGCAGGCCUGAUAUCAAUCAUCUGUAAAAAAAAAACAAAAAAAAAA
Messenger RNA from Anneissia japonica, 2761 nucleotides. RefSeq names its product purine nucleoside phosphorylase-like. The transcript has 6 exons. Gene Ontology annotation, molecular function: purine-nucleoside phosphorylase activity. Lineage: Eukaryota; Metazoa; Echinodermata; Crinoidea; Comatulida; Comatulidae. The coding region runs from base 171 to 1043 and encodes 290 amino acids. Gene Ontology annotation, cellular component: cytoplasm. The record is from RefSeq and is a predicted model, not a curated record. Gene Ontology annotation, biological process: nucleoside metabolic process.